AUGCUGCGGCAUUGCCAAAAGCAAGGCACACCCAAGAUUGUCGUGCGUUUGUUGGCGAUGAAGGGUGCUCUCACAAAAUGGUGGGACUCCCUCCCGAGUGAUGCUCUAAACGACCAAACGCUGGAAUCCACGCAUGUUCGCUCGGCAAUGCAUCUAAGACUGGAAUACUGUUUGAUUCGGAUGUUUGUCGGAAGACCCUUCCUUCUCAAAAAAGAAACGUCAGACGACUCCAACACAAGUUCACCUGCUCCUUCGAACAAUACCACCGAAAGUCACCCCAAGGGAACCGAGGGAGGGUCACAUAGAUCCACGCUAGGCCGAAACGACUUAAUCAAUGACUGCAUUCAGGCCGCGAACGAGGCACUGGAUAUUUGCCAGCGAUUACGAGAUAGCGGAAUAGGUCUUGCACGAGCCUCAUACAUCGAAUAUAGCUCAUGUCGGGCGUCUUUGCUCGUGCUGAUUGCUUACUCAAUCCAAAAUUUCUCUGAGCAAUUCCGCAAGCCCUUAUGGGACGGAUUGGCCAUGAUUCGCGAAAUGUCAGCGGCAGGGGAAUCGGCGAGAUCUGAAGUGUCAUUGAUUGAAUCACUCGAGCGGGCGCUUGCUCGCUUACACACUGCAGCAAAACAUAGGCAGCUGGGACAUAUUCAGGGAAAGCCCAUGUCGGAUUACGAGGCUUUCAAGAAAUGGGGAGCAAAUUUGGGCGAAAGAAGCGAGUCGCGCUCGUCUGCGUCGGCUCCAGAUCCUCUGGCUUGCCAGGUUGGAGAAACUGAUCUAUCAUCUAGUCAGCCUAUAGCCUUGGACUCAUAUUCCCAUCCGUCGUUCACCUUUGGUGGCGAUAUUUUCAAUGGCAUCGAUCCUUCGAUUGAGAUGUCUAUGUUUGGCACCGAAAAUUUGUCUCCCUCCGUCGGGUGGCCUACAUACAACGAGGCACAGGUGCUUGGGCAAUUUCUCACAAAUCCUAACUUCGUGACCGAUGAAAGAAUAUGA
Messenger RNA from Penicillium riverlandense, 987 nucleotides. RefSeq names its product fungal specific transcription factor domain-containing protein. The transcript has a single exon. The record is from RefSeq and is a predicted model, not a curated record. The coding region runs from base 1 to 987 and encodes 328 amino acids. NCBI's taxonomy places the organism in Eukaryota, Fungi, Ascomycota, Eurotiomycetes, Eurotiales, Aspergillaceae.